AUGCUCGAAUGGGCGGAAUUUCCCGCCGCGCCUCUAGCAGCUGUGGCUGCCGCCGCAAUCGGCGGGGCGGCGACCAUCGCGAUGGCGGGUGGAUUCGGCGGGAAUCGAGAGGCGGCGAGGGCGGCAGUCCGACGUGGCAUGGAGCUAUUCGUGGAGAACGACGUGCAGGGCUCGGUUGUGGAGUUUGACCGAGCGCUACAGCUGGACCCCUCCCAGGAGCCUUACCUAUGGCAGCGGGGCCUUUCACUCUAUUACCUCGGAAGGUUCCAGGAAGCAGCGGAGCAGUUUCGCAAGGACGUGGCAGUGAACCCCAACGACACAGAGGAGAUCCUUGCAGCAGCAGCUGCUGACUUCGGGCGGCCAUCUGCACUGUUCUAUGCGAACCUCUACGUUGGGUUGUUCCAUGAGAGCGAGGGCGACCAGGAUCAAAGCAGGCGUUAUAUUCUCGAGGCUGCACAAUCCCCCUAUGGACUCAGGUCGGGGGAUUACAUGGCAGCACUGGCCAGGGUGCACUGUCUGCAACGAGGCUGGCUGUGA
Molecule: messenger RNA, 537 nt
Organism: Closterium sp. Yama58-4
Lineage: Eukaryota; Viridiplantae; Streptophyta; Zygnematophyceae; Desmidiales; Closteriaceae
Source: the annotation of a GenBank genome assembly